Populus euphratica (Euphrates poplar) is the source of this 810-nucleotide messenger RNA. RefSeq lists its product as uncharacterized. The coding region runs from base 400 to 810 and encodes 136 amino acids. NCBI's taxonomy places the organism in Eukaryota, Viridiplantae, Streptophyta, Magnoliopsida, Malpighiales, Salicaceae. The transcript has 3 exons. The record is from RefSeq and is a predicted model, not a curated record.
UCUCGAGAAAAUAAAAAAAUUGUGAAUGUUUGUGUUUAUUAACAGAAAUUCCAAGUAGUUGUCAAUGAUCCCAUAAAUUGGGCCAAGGCGCCUAGCACACAAGAGCUGAGGAUGAUGCCAGAGGUGCAUCGUGCUGGUAAUUUUCCGCCACAAAUAGGGAUGAAUCUGUUACAAGCCAACCAAAACCCCACGACCCCACCACACCCUCUCACUUCCCAGCUACAGUGUCCUCACAGUGACAAGAAAACGAGUCAGUGAGAGAGAGCCCGAGCGCCAGCGAUCAGAAACUUCCCAGGCAAAAGAAAAGACCUUCACUUGAAGACCACGCCUUCUUCCUCGAAGAUCCUUUCAAUGACGAUGCUUUAAGCACUGCCCAGAUUAAUCAGAUUAUUCUGACGCAUGGAUUCAGAAGAACACACAAGCGCUCCAAGAGCAACACGGCGAUUGACGCUGGAAGACAAUUUAUCGCCGUACGAUGACGCAUCACUCUCGCUCGGUGAAGCAAAACAAGACUUGGAAUCUUUGAAAUGGCAGGAGUGUUCAGACCAAUCUAUCGAGACCGUGCUUUUCAAACACAAAACCAGUGAUGAAGUCAAAUCCAACGGUCAUGACGAUGCUUUCAAGAGUUUUGUGCGGUCGUCACAAGAAGAGGAGAGAUCUAGGAGGAUGAGAGGUGUGAGUAGCAUUGUGGAUGAUAGUGAUGCGAUGCAUGGGCGUCCUGGUGGCUGUACUGACGUGGCUGUUGGCUGUGUAAAAUGUAAAUCAGUGGGGUCCGUUUUUGUACGUCGAUACUUUUUCACCAAAUUAUAA